GGCGGGGUCUCCGAAUUGGUGGCGGGAAAAGAGGCUCCUGGAAAGGUCCCGGCGGACUCACCAGCCGUCCGCCACCCUCCGAAACCCGCAGCCGCGCCCGCACCAUGCCCGCCGCCGGCUCCGAACUGCCGCGCCCACCGUCACCACCCGCUGCGCAGGAGCGGGGCGCCGAGCCGCCGCCGCCGCCGCCGCCGCCGCCGCCGCACGGGGAGCUGCAGUACUUGGGGCAAAUCGAGCACAUCCUCCGCUGCGGCUCCCGGAAGGACGACCGCACGGGCACCGGCACCCUGUCGGUGUUCGGCAUGCAGGCGCGCUACAGCCUGAGAGAUGAAUUUCCACUGCUGACAACCAAACGUGUUUUCUGGAAGGGUGUUUUGGAGGAGUUGCUGUGGUUUAUCAAGGGAUCCACAAACGCUAAGGAGCUGUCUUCCAAGGGAGUGAAAAUCUGGGACGCCAAUGGGUCCCGAGACUUCUUGGACAGCCUGGGAUUCUCCACCAGAGAAGAAGGAGAUCUAGGCCCGGUUUACGGCUUUCAAUGGAGGCAUUUUGGGGCCGAAUACAAAGAUAUGCAUUCAGAUUAUUCAGGCGAAGGAGUAGACCAACUGCAAAAGGUGAUUGACACAAUCAAAACCAACCCUAAUGACAGAAGAAUCAUCAUGUGUGCCUGGAAUCCAAAAGAUCUCCCGCUCAUGGCCCUCCCGCCCUGCCACGCCCUUUGCCAGUUCUACGUGGUGAACGGUGAGCUGUCCUGCCAGCUGUACCAGCGGUCGGGAGACAUGGGCCUGGGCGUGCCCUUCAACAUCGCCAGCUACUCCCUGCUCACCUGCAUGAUCGCACACAUCACAGGCCUGAAGCCAGGUGACUUUGUACACACUUUGGGAGAUGCACACAUUUACCUGAAUCACAUUGAGCCGCUGAAAAUGCAGCUUCAGCGAGAACCAAGGCCUUUCCCGAAGCUCAAAAUCCUCCGAAAAGUUGAGAAAAUUGAUGACUUCAAGGCUGAAGACUUUCAGGUUGAAGGCUACAAUCCUCAUCCGACUAUUAAAAUGGAAAUGGCUGUUUAAAGUGCUUUUAAAGGAGUUGUUUGAAGUAUAUUUACACCCAGGUAAAAGUUCACUUUGCUCUAAACUAGGUCAGAAACCUGUUGGUGACCUGUCAGUUACUCUUCAUUAACUUUCAAGGACGUUGCCACUGGCGGAUAGAACUGUGCUGGUUCUCUUAAGUAGUAAAAAGGCCUCAAGUUUGUUUAACUCACUGAGGGUGUAUGAAAAUGUCGAGAUUAUGAAUACUGUCAGGAAAGGGAAAAUUUAUAUAUCUUAACAAAAACAUGUACAUGCAUUCAAAACCAUACUCAAACUUCAUAAUGUUUUUUAUGAAGAUGGUCUGUGAGUUUCAAGAAUUAUAUGACCUAUUCCCACAAAUUUCAGCAAGCUAAAAAUGCCUAGUGUGGUUAUAAACAUUUAAAGUUACAUUUGUUUUUAUAUCUUGCUAUAAUAAAGAAGGGUUCUGCAUUCA
Molecule: messenger RNA, 1515 nt
Organism: Camelus dromedarius (Arabian camel)
Lineage: Eukaryota; Metazoa; Chordata; Mammalia; Artiodactyla; Camelidae
Gene: TYMS
Product: thymidylate synthetase
Exons: 7
Coding region: 105-1064 (319 amino acids)
Biological process (GO): dTMP biosynthetic process
Cellular component (GO): mitochondrion; cytosol
Molecular function (GO): thymidylate synthase activity
Source: RefSeq, a predicted model, not a curated record